This is a messenger RNA of Caenorhabditis briggsae, 720 nucleotides long. NCBI's taxonomy places the organism in Eukaryota, Metazoa, Nematoda, Chromadorea, Rhabditida, Rhabditidae. The record is from RefSeq and is a predicted model, not a curated record. Gene Ontology annotation, biological process: ubiquitin-dependent protein catabolic process. The coding region runs from base 1 to 720 and encodes 239 amino acids. The transcript is spliced from 3 exons. Gene Ontology annotation, cellular component: cytosol; nucleus; proteasome core complex.
AUGGCUGGAUUCGAUCGUCACAUCACAAUCUUCUCACCGGAAGGCCGCGUUUAUCAAGUCGAAUAUGCAUUCAAAGCCAUCAACACGACUAACUUGACAGCAGUUGCCGUGAAGGGAGACGAUGUAGCCGUUAUCGCCGUUCAAAAGCGUGUUCCUGACAGUCUCAUUGUUCGCGACUCCGUCACUUCCAUUUUCCGAAUCUCACAGACCGUCGCGUGCUGUGCCAUCGGAAUUGUUCCUGAUGCUAGAUUCCAAGUGAAACGCGCUCAAUCUGAAGCCGCUAACUUCAAGUACAAACAUGGUUACGACAUGCCAGUCGAUCUUUUGGCCAAGAAAAUGGCCGAUCUCAAUCAGUACUAUACACAAAAUGCCGAGAUGCGUUGCUUGGGAGUUGGACUUCUGUUCGUCGCGUUCGACGAUGAAAGAGGACCAGAAGUCUACCGCGUUGAUCCAGCCGGAUAUUUCCGAGGAAUGCGUGGUGUCGCAAUGGGAGUAAAGCAAGGUCCAGCAACAGUUUGUCUCGAGAAGAAGAUCAAAAAGAGAGCUCAAUGGGAUUCGACUCAUCCAGCUGAGCUUGCCAUCGAAGCUCUUCAAACUUCGUUGGGAAUCGACGUGCGUGCAAACGAUGUGGAAGUUGUCGUGGUUGACAAAACCUCUGUUCGGACCUUGAAUAAUGAAGAAGUCGAACAAUAUCUCACUUUAAUUGCCACCCGUGAUUGA